AUGGAGAGAGUACUUGAAUCCUUGGAUUGUCUAGCUGCUAGGAGGGUUCCUUUGGCUAUUGACCUCUUAGACGGGGAUGCAUGGCUUUGGUGGCAGGGUACCAGGAAUAUGGGUUUUGACCCAACUACCAUGACUUGGGAAGAGUUCAAAGCGAAGUUCUCAAAUCGGUACUAUAAUCAGGCCACCCAGCAUCGUCUCCGAUUUGAUUUCAUGCAGUUGAAACAGACUGAAGAGAUGACUGUGUUGCAGUAUGAGGAGCGUUUCAUUGCUUUAUCUCAGUUUGCCCCUGAGUUGGUGGCUACAGAAAAGUUGAAGGUUGAUCAGUUUAUCAAUGGCCUCCUACCUAUAUAUCAAGAUUGGUUCGCGCCUCAUGAUUAUCUGACUUUUAAAUUAGUUGUGGAGGCUGCUAUGAGGUGUGAGGCAAGAUAUGUAGACGGUUCCCGACCUUUGGAGAUUAGCGGUCCCAGUCAGGGGCCAUCCAAGAGAAUUGCCUCAAGUUCGGGUUCUGCAUCGUCAUCAGGCAGUAGACCGAGCAGUUCAGAUUCUAGCUCUCGUCAGCGCUUCAGGGGACGCUUCAGGAGGCCUGGGCAGACAGGUAUGAGACAGUCCAGGGGUGGUACUGCUAGUUCCAGUGGAGGCUUUGGUAGACAGUUGAUUCCGAGAGACUAUCCCCAGUGUGCUACUUGUGGUAGACACCAUGCAGGCCAGUGUCAGGCAGGUGUGGGGACUUGUUACCAGUGUGGCCAGUGGGGUCACUACAGGAGAGAAUGCCCUCAGUUGACCCAGGGAGUCCUCACUACGACUAGUCAGAGUGUGGGUCAGACCCCCGUGGGUGCUGCUAGUACAGGUUCUUAUGGCAGUUUGUCAGGCAGGAGCAGCACUCAGCCGGGUCGUUGA
Rosa chinensis is the source of this 897-nucleotide messenger RNA. RefSeq lists its product as uncharacterized. The record is from RefSeq and is a predicted model, not a curated record. Bases 1 to 897 code for a protein of 298 amino acids. Gene Ontology annotation, molecular function: nucleic acid binding; zinc ion binding. NCBI's taxonomy places the organism in Eukaryota, Viridiplantae, Streptophyta, Magnoliopsida, Rosales, Rosaceae. The transcript has a single exon.